Molecule: messenger RNA, 20316 nt
Organism: Myripristis murdjan (pinecone soldierfish)
Lineage: Eukaryota; Metazoa; Chordata; Actinopteri; Holocentriformes; Holocentridae
Gene: ahnak
Product: AHNAK nucleoprotein
Biological process (GO): regulation of RNA splicing
Cellular component (GO): cytoplasm; nucleus; costamere
Molecular function (GO): protein binding
Source: RefSeq, a predicted model, not a curated record
CACAGAAAGAGAGCAGAAAAAAAAACGCAAGUGAAAAGCAUUCAGAGCAGAGGAGGGAGGGAGAGCGGGGAGAAAACGCCCUGGAAACUUGGUUGAUAGAAAAAUAGGAAAAGAGUGAGAGAAUCAUUUUAGACUGCAAAGUUGUGACUGGGAGAAAAGCUCUUUUCCUGGGCUGGGGUACAGGGGGUGAGGACAACUUUCCAAGGAUGCUCAAGCUGGUGUGAGACUUCUUGGGCGCAACGACUGCGCAAAGAAAUCAAGAAUACGAGAACCAAAGCCUUUGAUUGAAGCCCCUUGGCCUUGCUUGAGCAAUCCGCAUAAAGCCAAGGCAUAACAUUCAUCACACCAGGGCACAAGAAGAGAAAAGCAAAAACACAAGAUGGCUGAGGAGGAGGAAACCAGGGAGGUGCUCUUUCCAGACUGGGAAGGCCCAGACAAAACUGGCCUGACAAUUGAGCAGACUGGUGAUGGAGAAAUCUUUGUCAAGGAGGUGAAAGGGGAGUCACCUGCGGCACGGUCUGGAAAAGUAUAUGAAGGUGACCAGAUUGUGGGAGCCACUAUCUACUUCGACAACAUGAGCUCAGAAGAAACAGCUGACCUACUGAAGACACUGAACCGCCACAAGGUUGGACUGAAACUACAAAACAAAGGGGACAAAUCCCCAUGCCGCUCGCCUUUGAGCACACCAUGUCGUUCACCUAUGGGCACACUGACAUGGGAAGAGAAGAGCCGGUUUGGAGGCUCCAGUCCAGACAUCAUUCUUAGUGGAGAUGAUGAGGACUAUAAAAGAAUAUACACAAAAAAGAUUAAACCAAGGCUGAAGUCUGAAGACCUUGCAGAGGGAGUGGACGUGCGCACUGAGCGGCACAGCAGCACAAGCAGCGAUGGCAGCACAAUUACCACCAUCACCCGCCGCAUCACUACCUACACUGUGGAUAUGCCAAGUGGCAUAACUGAACAGCUUGAACUUUCAAGUCCAGAGUUUAAGGGGUUAAGGCAUGAAUCUGGGGAUGGCUCCCCUCGUAUCAGAGUCUCAUAUGGAAGCUCCUCAGGUAAGGGGGGAGCUGAAGAGGGAGUUUUUGAGUUAGGUAAUGUCUCUUUCACUGGGCCACAAGUUAGCUCCACAGAAACACACUGGGGCAGCAGAGGGAUGAAGACCACAACAGUUACCAGAGAAAUGGAGGGAGAUGGUAGUGUAGGUCUCAGAUUCAAAGAACCUAACUUAAGAAUAUCAGAUUCUAGCAUCUCAAGGGGGAGAGGUGAGCAUGAAGAUGGAACCAUUCAGGGCUCAGGAACAAACAUAACAAUAAGAGACAGCAUGAAUACUGACAGUAAGCUUGUAACAAUAGGAGGUUUAGGAGGUGCAGAAAUGCCCUCAUCUGAUGGGAAAGUAGGGUCAAUCAGCAUGUCCGUACCAGGAAAAAACACACACAUUUUCUCUACAUCAGUGGGUAAGAGAGAAGGGGGUAAUAUAGACAUUGGUUUGGAUGAGAGGGGCAAAGUGAUUAGUCAAGUAUCAGGAAUUACCAUUAGUCACCAGCAGACAAAGGGAUCAGGUAAUACUGAUAUUCACAAUGUCAGACUUGGUGGAGGCUCCACAGAUACUGAUACUGAAUGGAGUAAAGGAAGGAUAUCAGCAGAAUUUAAAGCACCAACAUUAGACACUGAUACCUCAGAUCCUUCCUCAAAGGCAGAAAUCAAAAUACCAAAUGUGAGUGGGAAUGCAAAUGUUUCAGUUCCUGGAUUUAAACGUGACAUCAAAUCCCCUGAAAUUACAGGGCCAAAAAUUUCACUGUCAGGUGUAGAUGUCAACCUGAAAGGUCAAAAGCAGACUGCCGGGGUGGAGGUUAAACUGACUAAAACGGACACUGACAUGAAUGUACCUAAAGUAAACAUAACAGGCCAAGAAAUUGAUAUUAAAGGGCCAGAUGGUCAAAUCAAAGGCCCACAGACUUACAGUAAGUCACCUAAUGCAGUUUGCAACAUUGAGGGAGAUAUAAAAACACCUAAACUGGAAAUUGAAGGAACAGAUGUUGACAGUGGAUUCCAAAUGUCGAAAAUCAAACUGCCAUUUGGAUUUAGGGGUCCAAAAGUGGAAGGUGCAGAUGUUGACAUUAACCUACCUAAAGCUGACAUUCAUAUCAAAUCACCUGAAGUGGACACUGAAGGUCUUGAUGGCAAAAUCAAAGGACCUAAAAUGAAGAUGACAUCCAUCUCAGGACCCAAAAUUUCCAGUCCAGACAUGGACAUCCAUCUGAAAGGGCCCAAACUCAAGGAAAAUGUUGAUGUGUCUGUUCAAAAGUUUGAAGGAGACAUGAAACCAACAAAUGUCAACCUUGAGGGACCAGAUGUUAAAAAUGCCAGUGCAGACAGUAGACUCAAAAUGCCCAAAAUUGAAAUGCCAUCUUUUGAACUCAAAGGUCCUAAAGUGGAGGGUCCAGAUGUGGAUGUCAACCUACCAAAAGCAGACACUGAUAUCAAAGCACCGGAAGCUGACAUCAAGGGACCAGAACUUGAUAUAAGUCCAGGUGGUAAGAUUAAAGCACCAAAAUUCAAUAUGGCAUCCAUAUCAGGGCCUAAAAUGUCAAUGCCCAAUGUGGAUUUAAAUGUUAAAGGGCCUAAAAUCAAGGGAGAUGUGGAAGUAUCAGUGCCAAAGAUAGAAGGAGACAUUAAAGCUCCCAAAGUGGACAUUGAAGGGCCUGAUGUUGACAUCGAGGGACCUGAAGGUGGAUUCAAAAUGCCAAAAAUCAAAAUACCUUCCUUUGGCAUCAAAGGUCCUAAAGUGGAGGGUCAAGAUAUGGAUGUCAACCUACCAAAAGCAGACAUUAAUAUUAAAGCACCUGGAGUUGAUAUCAAAGGACCUGAUGUUGACCUUGAGGGCCAGGAAGGGAAAAUCAAAGGUCCAAAAUUCAAGAUGCCAUCCAUAUCAGGGCAAAUUUCAAUGCCAGAUAUGGAUAUGAACAUAAAAGGGCCCAAACUCAAAGGAGAUGUGGAUGUGUCAGUGCCAAAGAUUGAGGGAGACAUUAAAGCGCCUAAAGUGGAUAUUGAAGGGCCUGAUGUUGACAUCAAGGGACCUGAAGGUGGAUUCAAAAUGCCCAAAAUCAAAAUGCCAUCCUUUGGCAUCAAAGGUCCUAAAUUGGAGGGUCCAGAUGUGGAUGUAAACCUACCAAAAGCAGACAUUAAUAUUAAAGCACCUGAAGUGGACAUCAAAGGACCUGAGGUUGACCUAGAUGGCCUUGAAGGGAAAAUCAAAGGUCCAAAACUCAAGAUGCCAUCUAUAUCAAAGCCAAAAAUUUCAACGCCUGACGUAGACUUCAACCUUAAAGGACCUAAACUCAAGGGAGAUGUAGAUGUGUCAGUGCCAAAGAUAGAAGGAGACAUUAAAGCUCCCAAAGUGGACAUUGAAGGGCCUGAUGUUGACAUUGAGGGACCUGAAGGUGGAUUCAAAAUGCCAAAAAUCAAAAUGCCAUCAUUUGGAAUUAAAGGUCCUAAGGUGGAGGGUCCAGAUGUGGAUGUCAACCUACCAAAAACAGACAUUAAUAUUAAAGCACCUGAAGUUGAUUUCAAAGGACCUAAUGUUGACCUUGAGGGCCCUGAAAGGAAAAUCAAAGGGCCAAAAUUCAAGAUGCCAUCCAUAUCAGGGCCAAAAAUUUCAAUGCCAGAUAUGGAUAUAAACCUAAAAGGGCCCAAACUCAAAGGAGAUGUAGAUGUGUCAGUGCCAAAGAUUGAGGGAGAUAUUAAAGCACCUAAAGUGGAAAUUGAAGGGCCUGAUGUUGACAUCAAGGGACCUGAAGGUGGAUUCAAAAUGCCCACAAUUAAAAUGCCAUCCUUUGGCAGCAAAGGUCCUAAAGUGGAGGGUCCAGAUGUGGAUGUCAGUCUACCAAAAGCAGACAUUAGCAUUAAAGCACCUGGAGUUGAUAUCAAAGGACCUGAUGUUGACCUUGAGGGUCCUGAAGGGAAAAUCAAAGGGCCAAAAUUCAAGAUGCCAUCAAUAUCAACACCAAAAAUUUCAAUGCCUGAUGUAGACCUAAACCUUAAAGGACCUAAAAUCAAGGGAGAUGUGGAUGUGCCAGUGCCGAAGAUUGAGGGAGACAUUAAAGGACCUAAAGUGGACAUUGAAGGGCCUGAUGUUGACAUUGAGGGACCUGAAGGUGGAUUCAAAAUGCCAAAAAUCAAAAUACUCUUUGGCAUCAAAGGUCCUAAAUUGGAGGGUCCAAAUGUCGAUGUCAACCUACCGAAAGCUGACAUUAAUAUUAAAGCACCUGAAGUUGACAUCAAAGGACCUGAGGUUGACCUUGAGGGCCCUGAAGGGAAAAUCAAAGGUCCAAAAUUCAAGAUGCCAUCCAUAUCAGGGCCAAAAAUUUCAAUGCCUGAUGUGGAUUUCAACCUUAAAGGACCUAAAGUCAAGGGCGAUGUGGAUGUGUCAGUGCCAAAGAUAGAAGGAGAUAUUAAAGCUCCCAAAGUAGACAUUGAAGGGCCUGAUGUUGACAUUGAGGGACCUGAAGGUGGAUUCAAAAUGCCAAAAAUCAAAAUACCAUCCUUUGGCAUCAAAGGUCCUAAAUUGGAGGGUCCAGACGUGGAUGUUAACCUACCGAAAGCUGACAUCAAUAUUAAAGCACCUGAAGUUGAUAUCAAAGGACCUAAUGUUGACCUUGAGGGCCCUGAAGGGAAAAUCAAAGGUCCAAAAUUCAAGAUGCCAUCCAUAUCAGGACCAAAAAUUUCAAUGCCAGAUAUGGAUAUAAACCUAAAAGGUUCAAAACUCAAAGGAGGUAUGGAUGUGUCAGUGCCAAAGAUUGAGGGAGACAUUAAAGCACCUAAAGUGGACAUUGAGGGGCCUGAUGUUGACAUUGAGGGACCUGAAGGUGGAUUCAAAAUGCCAAAAAUCAAAAUGCCAUCCUUUGGCAUCAAAAGUCCCAAAUUGGAGGGUCCAGAUGUGGAUGUCAACCUACCGAAAGCUGACAUUAACAUCAAAGCACCUGAAGUGGACAUCAAAGGACCUGAGGUUGACCUUGAGGGCCCUGAAGGGAAAAUCAAAGGGCCAAAAUUCAAGAUGCCAUCCAUAUCAGGGCCAAAAAUUUCAAUGCCCGAUGUUGAUUUCAACCUUAAAGGACCUAAAGUCAAGGGAGAUAUGGAUGUGUCAGUGCCAAAGAUAGAAGGAGAUAUUAAAGCUCCCAAAGUGGACAUUGAAGGGCCUGAUGUUGACAUCGAGGGACCUGAAGGUGGAUUCAAAAUGCCAAAAAUCAAAAUACCAUCUUGCAUCAAAGGUCCUAAAUUGGAGGGUCCAGAUGUCGAUGUCAACCUACCGAAAGCUGACAUUAAUAUUAAAGCACCUGAGGUGGACAUCAAAGGACCAGAAAUUGGCCUUGAGGGCCCUGAAGGGAAAAUCAAAGGUCCAAAAUUCAAGAUGCCAUCCAUAUCAGGGCCAAAAAUUUCAAUGCCCAAUGUUGAUUUCAACCUUAAAGGACCUAAAGUCAAGGGAGAUGUGGAUGUGUCAGUGCCAAAGAUAGAAGGAGAUAUUAAAGCUCCCAAAGUGGACAUUGAAGGGCCUGAUGUUGACAUCGAGGGACCUGAAGGUGGAUUCAAAAUGCCAAAAAUCAAAAUACCAUCCUUUGGCAUCAAAGGGCCAAAAAUAUCAAUGCCUGAUGUGGAUUUCAACCUUAAAGGACCUAAAGUCAAGGGAGAUGUGGAUGUGUCAGUGCCAAAGAUUGAAGGAGACAUUAAAGCUCCCAAAGUGGACAUUGAGGGGCCUGAUGUUGACAUCGAGGGACCUGAAGGUGGAUUCAAAAUGCCAAAAAUCAAAAUUCCAUCCUUUGGCAUCAAAGGUCCUAAAUUGGAGGGUCCAGAUGUGGAUGUCAACCUACCGAAAGCUGACAUUAAUAUCAAAGCACCUGAUGUUGACAUCAAAGGACCUGAGGUUGACCUUGAGGGCCCUGAAGGGAAAAUCAAAGGUCCAAAAUUCAAGAUGCCAUCCAUAUCAGGGCCAAAAAUUUCAAUGCCCGAUGUUGAUUUCAACCUUAAAGGACCUAAAGUCAAGGGAGAUAUGGAUGUGUCAGUGCCAAAGAUAGAAGGAGAUAUCAAAGCUCCCAAACUGGAUAUUGAAGGGCCUGAUGUUGACAUCAAAGGACCUGAAGGUGGAAUCAAAAUGCCAAAAAUCAAAAUACCAUCCUUUGGCAUCAAAGGUCCUAAAGUGGAGGGUCCAGAUGUGGAUGUCAACCUACCGAAAGCUGACAUUAAUAUCAAAGCACCUGAUGUGGACAUCAGAGGACCAGAGGUUGACCUUGAGGGCCCUGAAGGGAAAAUCAAAGGUCCAAAAUUCAAGAUGCCAUCCAUAUCAGGACCAAAAAUUUCAAUGCCCAAUGUGGAUUUCAACCUCAAAGGACCUAAAGUCAAGGGAGAUGUGGAUGUGUCAAUGCCAAAGAUAGAAGGAGAUAUUAAAGCUCCCAAAAUGGACAUUGAAGGGCCUGAUGUUGACAUCGAGGGACCUGAAGGUGGAUUCAAAAUGCCAAAAAUCAAAAUACCUUCCUUUGGACUCAAAGGUCCAAAAGUGCAGGGUCCAGAUGUCAAUGUCAAUCUUCCCAAAGCUGAUAUUGAUAUCAAAGCACCUGAAGUGGACAUCAAAGGACCUGAGGUUGACAUCGAGGGCCCUGAAGGGAAAAUCAAAGGGCCAAAAUUCAAGAUGCCAUCCAUAUCAGGGCCAAAAAUAUCAAUGCCUGAUGUGGAUUUCAACCUUAAAGGACCUAAAGUCAAGGGAGAUGUGGAUGUGUCAGUGCCAAAGAUUGAAGGAGACAUUAAAGCUCCCAAAGUGGACAUUGAGGGGCCUGAUGUUGACAUCGAGGGACCUGAAGGUGGAUUCAAAAUGCCAAAAAUCAAAAUACCAUCCUUUGGCAUCAAAGGGCCAAAAAUUUCAAUGCCCGAUGUUGAUUUCAACCUUAAAGGACCUAAAGUCAAGGGAGAUGUGGAUGUGUCAGUGCCAAAGAUAGAAGGAGAUAUUAAAGCUCCCAAAGUGGACAUUGAAGGGCCUGAUGUUGACAUCGAGGGACCUGAAGGUGGAUUCAAAAUGCCAAUCAAAAUACCAUCCUUUGGCAUCAAAGGUCCUAAAGUGGAGGGUCCAGAUGUGGAUGUCAACCUACCGAAAGCUGACAUUAAUAUCAAAGCACCUGAAGUGGACAUCAGAGGACCAGAGGUUGACCUUGAGGGCCCUGAAGGGAAAAUCAAAGGUCCAAAAUUCAAGAUGCCAUCCAUAUCAGGACCAAAAAUUUCAAUGCCCAAUGUGGAUUUCAACCUUAAAGGACCUAAAGUCAAGGGAGAUGUGGAUGUGUCAGUGCCAAAGAUAGAAGGAGAUAUUAAAGCUCCCAAAGUGGACAUUGAAGGGCCUGAUGUUGACAUCGAGGGACCUGAAGGUGGAUUCAAAAUGCCAAAAAUCAAAAUACCUUCCUUUGGACUCAAAGGUCCAAAAGUGCAGGGUCCAGAUGUCAAUGUCAAUCUUCCCAAAGCUGAUAUUGAUAUCAAAACACCUGAAGUGGAUAUCAAAGGACCUGAUGUUGACCUUGAGGGCCCUGAAGGGAAAAUCAAAGGUCCAAAAUUCAAGAUGCCAUCCAUAUCAGGACCAAAAAUAUCAAUGCCUGAUGUGGAUUUCAACCUUAAAGGACCUAAAGUCAAGGGAGAUGUGGAUGUGUCAGUGCCAAAGAUUGAGGGAGACAUUAAAGCUCCCAAAGUGGACAUUGAGGGGCCUGAUGUUGACAUCGAGGGACCUGAAGGUGGAUUCAAAAUGCCAAAAAUCAAAAUUCCAUCCUUUGGCAUCAAAGGUCCUAAAUUGGAGGGUCCAGAUGUGGAUGUCAACCUACCGAAAGCUGACAUUAAUAUCAAAGCACCUGAUGUUGACAUCAAAGGACCAGAGGUUGACCUUGAGGGCCCUGAAGGGAAAAUCAAAGGGCCAAAAUUCAAGAUGCCAUCCAUAUCAGGGCCAAAAAUAUCAAUGCCCAAUGUGGAUUUCAACCUUAAAGGACCUAAAGUCAAGGGAGAUGUGGAUGUGUCAGUGCCAAAGAUAGAAGGAGAUAUUAAAGCUCCCAAAGUGGACAUCGAAGGGCCUGAUGUUGACAUUGAGGGACCUGAAGGUGGAUUCAAAAUGCCAAAAAUCAAAAUGCCAUCCUUUGGCAUCAAAAGUCCUAAAUUGGAGGGUCCAGAUGUGGAUGUCAACCUACCAAAACCUGACAUUAAUAUCAAAGCACCUGAAGUUGACAUCAAAGGACCUGAGGUUGACCUUGAGGGCCCUGAAGGGAAAAUCAAAGGGCCAAAAUUCAAGAUGCCAUCCAUAUCAGGGCCAAAAAUAUCAAUGCCUGAUGUGGAUUUCAACCUUAAAGGACCUAAACUCAAGGGAGAUGUGGAUGUGUCAGUGCCAAAGAUAGAAGGAGAUAUUAAAGCUCCGAAAGUGGACAUUGAAGGGCCGGAUCUUGACAUUGAGGGACCUGAAGGUGGAUUCAAAAUGCCAAAAAUCAAAAUACCAUCCUUUGGCAUCAAAGGUCCUAAAUUGGAGGGUCCAGAUGUGGAUGUCAACCUACCGAAAGCUGACAUUAAUAUCAAAGCACCUGAUGUUGACAUCAAAGGACCAGAGGUUGACCUUGAGGGCCCUGAAGGGAAAAUCAAAGGUCCAAAAUUCAAGAUGCCAUCCAUAUCAGGACCAAAAAUAUCAAUGCCCAAUGUGGAUUUCAACCUUAAAGGACCUAAAGUCAAGGGAGAUGUGGAUGUGUCAGUGCCAAAGAUAGAAGGAGAUAUUAAAGCUCCCAAAGUGGACAUUGAAGGGCCUGAUGUUGACAUUGAGGGACCUGAAGGUGGAUUCAAAAUGCCAAAAAUCAAAAUGCCAUCCUUUGGCAUCAGAAGGCCAAAAAUAUCAAUGCCUGAUGUGGAUUUCAACCUUAAAGGACCUAAAGUCAAGGGAGAUGUGGAUGUGUCAGUGCCAAAGAUAGAAGGAGAUAUUAAAGCUCCCAAAGUGGACAUUGAAGGGCCUGAUGUUGACAUUGAGGGACCUGAAGGUGGAUUCAAAAUGCCAAAAAUCAAAAUACCAUCCUUUGGCAUCAAAGGUCCUAAAUUGGAGGGUCCAGAUGUGGAUGUCAACCUACCGAAAGCUGACAUUAAUAUCAAAGCACCUGACGUGGACAUCAGAGGACCAGAGGUUGACCUUGAGGGCCCUGAAGGGAAAAUCAAAGGUCCAAAAUUCAAGAUGCCAUCAAUAUCAGGGCCAAAAAUAUCAAUGCCUGAUGUGGAUUUCAACCUUAAAGGACCUAAAGUCAAGGGAGAUGUGGAUGUGUCAGUGCCAAAGAUAGAAGGAGAUAUUAAAGCUCCCAAAGUGGACAUUGAAGGGCCUGAUGUUGACAUUGAGGGACCAGAAGGUGGAUUCAAAAUGCCAAAAUUCAAAAUGCCAUCCUUUGGCAUCAAAGGUCCUAAAUUGGAGGGUCCAGAUGUGGAUGUCAACCUACCGAAAGCUGACAUUAAUAUUAAAGCACCUGAAGUUGACAUCAAAGUACCUGAGUUUGACCUUGAGGGCCCUGAAGGGAAAAUCAAAGGUCCAAAAUUCAAGAUGCCAUCCAUAUCAGGGCCAAAAAUUUCAAUGCCCGAUGUUGAUUUCAACCUUAAAGGACCUAAAGUCAAGGGAGAUGUGGAUGUGUCAGUGCCAAAGAUAGAAGGAGACAUUAAAGCUCCCAAAGUGGACAUUGAAGGGCCCGAUGUUGACAUUGAGGGACCUGAAGGCGGAUUCAAAAUGCCAAAAAUCAAAAUACCAUCCUUCGGCAUCAAAGGUCCUAAAGUGGAGGGUCCAGAUGUGGAUGUCAACCUACCGAAAGCUGACAUUAAUAUUAAAGCACCUGAAGUUGACAUCAAAGGACCUGAGGUUGACCUUGAGGGCCCUGAAGGGAAAAUCAAAGGUCCAAAAUUCAAGAUGCCAUCCAUAUCAGGGCCAAAAAUAUCAAUGCCUGAUGUGGAUUUCAACCUUAAAGGACCUAAAGUCAAGGGAGAUAUGGAUGUGUCAGUGCCAAAGAUAGAAGGAGAUAUUAAAGCUCCCAAAGUGGAUAUUGAAGGACCUGAUGUUGACAUCGAGGGACCUGAAGGUGGAAUCAAAAUGCCCAAAAUCAAAAUGCCAUCUUUGUCAGGACCCAAGGUCAGCAUGCCAGAUUUGGAUUUGAAUCUAAAAGGGUCAAAACUCAAGGGAGAUGUGGAUGUGUCAGCUCCAAAGGUAGAGGGAAAAAUAAAAGCACCAGAGGCUACCAUCAAAUGUCCUGAUAUUGAUAUUGAAGGGCCAAAUGCUGGUUUUGAUUCUCCAGAAGCACAUGUGAAAGGUACAAAGUUCAAGUUGCCAACAAUAUCUGGACCAAAAAUAACAUUACCCGAUGUUGACUUCAAUCUUAAAGGGCCAAAAUUGAAGAGCGACAUAGAGGGUGAUAUUAAUUUGCCAAAAACUGAAAUUCAAGGACCUGAUGUCACUAUUGAUAGUCCUGAACUUGGAUCAAAGAAAACAAAAUUCAAAAUGCCUAAAUUUGGAUUUAAGGGUCCAAAGGUCAAGGCUCCUGAAGUUGAUGUUAAACUAGCUCAAGGGGAUUUCAACAUCAAAGGUCCCAAAAGUACGGUUGAAGGUCCUGAACUUGAAGUGGCAGGACCUAAAAUUAAAGGAUCAAAAUUCAAGAUGCCAAAAUUUGGGUUGAGAACCCCAAAGUUUGAGAAGCCAGACGUUAAUGUUGAUCUUCCUAAAGCUGACUUUGACAUCAAGGUUCCAGAGGUUGAUAUGAAAGGCCCAAAGCUUGAAACUGGGGGGCUUGAUGGAAAACUCAAAGGCCCAAAAGUCUCAGUGCCAGAUGUUGACUUCAGUGUCAAGGAACCAGCAUUGGAAGGAAAUAUAGAUGUAUCUGUGCCAAAAAUAAAAGGGGAUAUAAAAAUGCCUAAAGUGGACAUUGAAGGACCAGAUGUUGACAUUGAGGGCCCUGAUGGUGGAUUCAAAAUGCCCAAAAUCAAAAUGCCAUCAUUUGGAUUUAAAGGACCUAAACUGGAGGGUCCAGAUUUAGAUGUUAACCUUCCCAAAGCUGACAUUGAUAUCAAAGCACCUAAAGUUGACAUUCAGGGACCAGAACUUGACAUUGAAAGUCCAAGUGGUAAGAUCAAAGGGCCAAAAUUCAAGAUGCCAUCUAUCUCAGGACCCAAGAUUUCCAUGCCUGAUGUGGACUUCAACCUGAAAGGUCCAAAAGUCAGUGGAGAUGUGGAUGUGUCAGUGCCAAAGAUUGAGGGAGACAUUAAAGCACCAAAAGUGGAUAUUGAGGGGCCUGAUGUUGACAUUGAGGGCCCAGAAGGUGGAUUUAAAAUGCCAAAAAUCAAACUGCCAUCUAUCUCAGGACCUAAAAUUUCCAUGCCAGAUCUGGAUAUAAACCUAAAAGGGUCAAAACUCAAGGGAGAUGUGGAUGUGUCAGUGCCAAAGAUAGAAGGAGAUAUCAAAGGUCCUAAAGUUGAUAUAGAAGGACCAGAUGUUGACAUUGAGGGCCCUGAAGGAGGAUUCAAAAUGCCUAAAAUCAAAAUGCCAUCUUUUGGAUUUAAAGGUCCUAAAGUAGAGUGUCCAGAUGUAGAUGUAAACCUUCCCAAAGCAGACAUUGAUAUCAAAGCACCUAAAGUUGACAUCCAGGGACCAGAACUUGACAUUGAAAGUCCAAGUGGCAAGAUCAAAGGGCCAAAAUUCAAGAUGCCAACCAUCUCAGGACCCAAGAUUUCCAUGCCUGAUGUGGACUUCAACCUUAAAGGUCCAAAAGUCAGUGGGGAUUUGGAUGUGUCAGUGCCAAACAUUGAAGGAAACAUUAAAGCACCUAAAGUGGAUAUUGAAGGGCCUGAUGUUGAGAUUGAGGGACCAGAGGGUGGAUUCAAAAUGCCAAAAAUCAAAAUACCAUCCUUUGGCCUCAAAGGUCCAAAAGUGGAUGUGCCCGAUAUGGAUUUCAACCUUAAGGGACCUAAAGUCAAGGGAGACAUGGAUGUGACAGUGCCAAAGAUAGAGGGCGAUAUCAAAGGUCCUAAAGUGGAUAUUGAAGGACCAGAUGUUGACAUCGAAGGUCCUGAGGGCAGAUUCAAAAUGCCAAAAAUCAAAAUGCCAUCGUUUGGAGUUAAAGGUCCUAAGGUGGAGGGUCCAGAUGUAGAUAUAAACCUUCCCAAAACAGACAUUGAUCUCAAAGCACCUGAAAUUGACAUUAAGGGACCACAACUUGACAUUGAAAGUCCAAGUGGUAAAAUCAAAGGGCCAAAAUUCAAGAUGCCAUCCAUCUCAGGACCCAAGAUUUCCAUGCCUGAUGUGGACUUCAACCUGAAAGGUCCAAAAGUCAGUGGAGAAAUGGAUGUGUCAGUGCCAAAGAUUGAGGGAGACAUUAAGUCACCAAAAUUGGAUGUUGAAGGGCCUGAUGUUGACAUUGAAGGCCCAGAAGGCGGAUUCAAAAUGCCCAAAAUAAAAAUGCCAUCCUUUGGGUUCAAAGGUCCUAAAGUUGAGGGUCCAGAUGUGGAUUUAACCCUUCCAAAGGGUGACAUUGAUAUGAAAGCACCUGACGUUAACAUCAGAGGACCAGAGGUCGACAUUGAGGGCCCUGAUGGUGGAUUCAAAAUGCCAAAAAUCAAAAUGCCAUCAUUUGGCUUCAAAGGUCCUAAAGUGGAGGGUCCAGAUGUAGAUGUCAACCUUCCCAAAGCAGACAUUGAUAUCAAAGCACCUGAUAUUGACAUCAAAGGACCUGAGGUUGACUUUGAGGGCCCUGAAGGGAAAAUAAAAGGUCCAAAAUUCAAGAUGCCAUCAAUAUCUGGACCAAAACUUUCAAUGCCCGAUAUGGAUUUCAACCUUAAAGGACCUAAAGUCAAGGGAGACGUGGAUGUGACAGUGCCAAAGAUAGAGGGAGAUAUAAAAAAGCCUAAAGUGGAUAUUGAAGGACCAGAUGUUGACAUCGAAGGUCCUGAGGGCAGAUUCAAAAUGCCAAAAAUCAAAAUGCCAUCAUUUGGAGUUAAAGGUCCUAAGGUGGAGGGUCCAGAUGUAGAUGUAAACCUUCCCAAAGCAGACAUUGAUAUCAAAGCACCUGAAGUUGACAUUCAGGGACCAGAACUUGACAUUGAAGGUCCAAGUGGUAAGAUCAAAGGGCCAAAAUUCAAGAUGCCAUCCAUCUCAGGACCCAAGAUUUCCAUGCCUGAUGUGGACUUCAACCUGAAAGGUCCAAAAGUCAGUGGAGAUGUGGAUGUGUCAGUGCCAAAGAUUGAGGGAGACAUUAAAGCACCAAAAGUGGAUAUUGAGGGGCCUGAUGUUGACAUUGAGGGCCCAGAAGGCGGAUUUAAAAUGCCAAAAAUCAAAUUGCCAUCUAUCUCAGGGCCCAAGAUUUCCAUGCCUGAUGUGGAUUUCAACCUAAAAGGUCCAAAAGUCAGUGGAGAUGUGGAUGUGUCAGUGCCAAAGAUUGGGGGUGACAUCAAAGGUCCUAAAGUGGAUAUUGAGGGGCCUGAUGUUGAUAUCAAGGGCCCAGAAGGAGGAUUCAAAAUGCCCAAAAUCAAAAUGCCAUCUAUCUCAGGACCUAAAAUUUCCAUGCCAGAUCUGGAUAUGAACCUAAAAGGGCCAAAACUCAAGGGAGAUGUGGAUGUGUCAGUGCCAAAGAUAGAAGGCGAUAUCAAAGGUCCUAAAGUGGAUAUAGAAGGACCUGGUGUUGACAUCGAGAGACCUGAAGGCGGAUUCAAAAUGCCCAAAAUCAAAAUGCCAUCCUUUGGCCUCAAAGGUCCUAAAGUUGAGGGUCCAGAUGUGGAUGUCAAUUUUCCCAGAGCUGACAUUGAUAUCAAAGCACCUGACGUUGACAUCAAAGGACCAGAUGUUGACAUUGAGGGCCCUGAAGGAGGAUUCAAAAUGCCUAAAAUCAAAAUGCCAUCUUUUGGAUUUAAAGGUCCUAAAGUAGAGUGUCCAGAUGUAGAUGUAAACCUUCCCAAAGCAGACAUUGAUAUCAAAGCACCUAAAGUUGACAUUCAGGGACCAGAACUUGACAUUGAGAGUCCAAGUGGUAAGAUCAAAGGGCCAAAAUUCAAGAUGCCAUCCAUCUCAGGACCCAAGAUUUCCAUGCCUGAUGUGGACUUCAACCUGAAAGGUCCAAAAGUCAGUGGAGAUGUGGAUGUUUCAAUCCCAAAGAUUGAGGGAGAUAUUAAAGCACCAAAAGUGGAUAUUGAGGGGCCUGAUGUUGACAUUGAAGGCCCAGAAGGAGGAUUCAAAAUGCCCAAAAUCAAAAUGCCAUCUAUCUCAGGACCUAAAAUUUCCAUGCCAGAUCUGGAUAUAAACCUAAAAGGGCCAAAACUCAAAGGAGAUGUGGAUGUGUCGGUGCCAAAGAUAGAAGGCGAUAUCAAAGGUCCUAAAGUGGAUAUAGAAGGACCUGGUGUUGACAUCGAGGGACCUGAAGGCGGAUUCAAAAUGCCCAAAAUCAAAAUGCCAUCCUUUGGCCUCAAAGGUCCUAAAGUUGAGGGUCCAGAUGUGGAUGUCAAUCUUCCCAGAGCUGACAUUGAUAUCAAAGCACCUGACGUUGACAUCAAAGGACCAGAUGUUGACAUUGAGGGCCCUGAAGGAGGAUUCAAAAUGCCUAAAAUCAAAAUGCCAUCUUUUGGAUUUAAAGGACCUAAAGUGGAGGGUCCAGAUGUAGAUAUAAACCUUCCCAAAGCAAACAUUGAUAUCAAAGCACCUGAAGUUGAUAUUAAGGGACCAGAACUUGACAUUGAAAGUCCAAGUGGUAAGAUCAAAGGGCCAAAAUUCAAGAUGCCAUCCAUCUCAGGACCCAAGAUUUCCAUGCCUGAUGUGGACUUCAACCUGAAAGGUCCAAAAGUCAGUGGAGAUGUGGAUGUGUCAGUGCCAAAGAUUGGGGGUGACAUCAAAGGUCCCAAACUGGAUAUUGAAGGGCCUGAUGUUGAUAUCAAGGGACCUGAAGGUGGAUUCAAAAUGCCCACAAUCAAAAUGCCAUCCUUUGGCCUCAAAGGUCCAAAAGUAGAGGGUCCAGAUGUGGAUGUCAAUCUUCCCAGAGCUGACAUUGAUAUCAAAGCACCUGACGUUGACAUCAAAGGACCAGAUGUUGACAUCGAGGGACCUGAAGGAGGAUUCAAAAUGCCUAAAAUCAAAAUGCCAUCUUUUGGAUUUAAAGGUCCUAAAGUAGAGUGUCCAGAUGUAGAUGUAAACCUUCCCAAAGCAGACAUUGAUAUCAAAGCACCUAAAGUUGACAUCCAGGGACCAGAACUUGACAUUGAAAGUCCAAGUGGUAAGAUCAAAGGGCCAAAAUUCAAGAUGCCAUCCAUCUCAGGACCCAAAAUUUCCAUGCCUGAUGUGGACUUCAACCUGAAAGGUCCAAAAGUCAGUGGAGAUGUGGAUGUGUCAGUGCCAAAGAUUGGGGGUGACAUCAAAGGUCCUAAAGUGGAUAUUGAAGGGCCUGAUGUUGAUAUCAAGGGACCUGAAGGUGGAUUCAAAAUGCCCACAAUCAAAAUGCCAUCCUUUGGCCUCAAAGGUCCAAAAGUAGAGGGUCCAGAUGUGGAUGUCAAUCUUCCCAGAGCUGACAUUGAUAUCAAAGCACCUGACGUUGACAUCAAAGGACCAGAUGUUGACAUUGAGGGCCCUGAAGGAGGAUUCAAAAUGCCUAAAAUCAAAAUGCCAUCUUUUGGAUAAGGUCCUAAAGUAGAGUGUCCAGAUGUAGAUGUAAACCUUCCCAAAGCAGACAUUGAUAUCAAAGCACCUAAAGUUGACAUUCAGGGACCAGAACUUGACAUUGAAAGUCCAAGUGGUAAGAUCAAAGGGCCAAAAUUCAAGAUGCCAUCCAUCUCAGGACCCAAGAUUUCCAUGCCUGAUGUGGACUUCAACCUGAAAGGUCCAAAAGUCAGUGGAGAUGUGGAUGUGUCAGUGCCAAAGAUUGGGGGUGACAUCAAAGGUCCUAAAGUGGAUAUUGAAGGGCCUGAUGUUGAUAUCAAGGGACCUGAAGGUGGAUUCAAAAUGCCCACAAUCAAAAUGCCAUCCUUUGGCCUCAAAGGUCCAAAAGUAGAGGGUCCAGAUGUGGAUGUCAAUCUUCCCAGAGCUGACGUUGAUAUCAAAGCACCUGACGUUGACAUCAAAGGACCAGAUGUUGACAUUGAGGGCCCUGAAGGAGGAUUCAAAAUGCCUAAAAUCAAAAUGCCAUCUUUUGGAUUCAAAGGUCCUAAAGUAGAGUGUCCAGAUGUAGAUGUAAACCUUCCCAAAGCAGACAUUGAUAUCAAAGCACCUAAAGUUGACAUUCAGGGACCAGAACUUGACAUUGAAAGUCCAAGUGGUAAGAUCAAAGGGCCAAAAUUCAAGAUGCCAUCCAUCUCAGGACCCAAGAUUUCCAUGCCUGAUGUGGACUUCAACCUGAAAGGUCCAAAAGUCAGUGGAGAUGUGGAUGUGUCAGUGCCAAAGACUGGGGGUGACAUCAAAGGUCCUAAAGUGGAUAUUGAAGGACCUGAUGUUGAUAUCAAGGGACCUGAAGGUGGAUUCAAAAUGCCCACAAUCAAAAUGCCAUCCUUUAGCCUCAAAGGUCCAAAAGUAGAGGGUCCAGAUGUGGAUGUCAAUCUUCCCAGAGCUGACGUUGAUAUCAAAGCACCUGACGUUGACAUCAAAGGACCAGAUGUUGACAUUGAGGGCCCUGAAGGAGGAUUCAAAAUGCCUAAAAUCAAAAUGCCAUCUUUUGGAUUUAAAGGUCCUAAAGUAGAGUGUCCAGAUGUAGAUGUAAACCUUCCCAAAGCAGACAUUGAUAUCAAAGCACCUGAAGUUGACAUUCAGGGACCAGAACUUGACAUUGAGAGUCCAAGUGGUAAGAUCAAAGGGCCAAAAUUCAAGAUGCCAUCCAUCUCAGGACCCAAGAUUUCCAUGCCUGAUGUGGACUUCAACCUGAAAGGUCCAAAAGUCAGUGGAGAAAUGGAUGUUUCAGUGCCAAAGAUUGGGGGAGACAUCAAAGCACCAAAAGUGGAUAUUGAAGGGCCUGAUGUUGACAUUGAGGGCCCAGAAGGCGGAUUCAAAAUGCCCAAAAUCAAAAUGCCAUCUAUCUCAGGACCCAAGAUUUCCAUGCCAGAUGUUGAUGUUGAGGGCCCUGAAGCUGGAUUCAAAAUGCCCAAAAUCAAGAUGCCAUCAUUUGACCUCAAAGGUCCAAAAGUUGAGGGUCCAGAUGUGGCUGUAAAUCUUCCCAAAGCUGACAUUGAUGUUAAUGUGCCUACAGCUGAUUUGAAAGGACCAGAACUUGACAUUGAAGGUCCAAGUGGUAAAAUCAAAGGACCAAAAUUUAAGAUGCCAUCCAUCUCAGGACCCAAUAUUUCCAUGCCUGAUGUGGACUUCAACCUGAAAGGUCCAAAAGUCAGUGGGGAUGUGGAUGUGUCAGUGCCAAAGAUUGAGGGAGACAUUAAAGCACCAAAAGUGGAUAUUGAGGGGCCUGAUUUUGAUAUUGAGGGCCCAGAAGGCGGAUUAAAAAUGCCAAAAAUCAAACUGCCAUCUAUCUCAGGACCUAAAAUUUCCAUGCCAGAUGUAGAUUUUAACCUUAAAGGACCAAAACUCAAGGGAGAUGUGGAUGUGUCAGUGCCAAAAAUAGAAGGAGACAUCAAAGCUCCUGAAGUGGAUAUUGAAGGGCCUGAUGUUGAUAUUGGAAGCCCUGAAGGUGGAAUCAAAAUGCCAAAAAUCAAAAUACCAUCAUUUGGUUUCAAAGGUCCUAAAGUUGAGGGUCCAGAUGUCAAUGUCAAACUUCCAAAGGCUGGCAUUGAUGUCAAGGCACCUGAAAUUAAAGGACAAGAUGUCGAUGUAUCGCUGCCAAAACUUGAGGGAAACAUCCAAGGUUCAAAUGUUGGAGUUACAUUUCCCAAGUUUAAAGGUCCUAAGUUUGGAAUUAAGUCUCCAGAAGUAGAGGGGCCUGAUGUUUAUGUUAAGACACCCAAAGCUGAAGUUACUCUCCCUGAUGUUGAAGGAAGUCUUGAUGCACCUGAUAUUGACCACAAUAUCAAGGGAAAGAAAGGCAAAUUUAAACUUCCUAAAGUUAAAGGAAAGAUAAAGAAACCUGACCUUGACAUUGAAACACCUGAUGCAAAAGUGGAAGUUGACACACCAGAUAUUCAUGUAAAAGGAACAAAGGGAAAGAAGCCUCUUUUUGGUAAGCUUCAUUUUCCUGAUGUCGAAUUUGAUAUCAAGUCCCCAAAAGUAAAAGGGGAUGUCUCUUUAUCAGGGGAACUGAAAUCACCUCACAUAGAUAUGCCAUCUUCUAGCUUGAAUACAAGCAUAACAGGUCCAGGUGUUAGUCAUCAGGAGGGACUAGAUGUGAAACUAAAGACACCUACUGUCAAAAUGCCAAAUGUGAAUGUCACUGCUCCUGAUAUUGAUGUAAAUCUAAAUGGAGAAGGAAAGGCUGCCAUGUCUGCAGGUUUAAAAGGUCCAGAAAUAGGUGUUGCAGAGAUGGACACAACUGUUGGAGGCAACAGUACUGGUGGCCUUCAGUACCCAGAGGGCACAGUUACGUUUCCCAAAAUCAAGGUACCAAAGUUUGGUAUUGCUCUACCUCACAUGGAACGAGACGUUGCAGGAGAUGUUGAGUCAAGAGCAGCUGCUGGUGGAGACAUAAACAUACAGCCUCCAUCUGUUAGUGGCCAUAUCAGUUCACACAGUGUUGAAGUUCACAGUUCAGAAGUGAAGCAUAGUGAAGGAAAAGUAAAGGUUAAAAUGCCUAAAUUCUUUGGCAAGUCAAAAGGAAAGGGCAGCAGUGCAGUUGAUUUAAGCCUCCAGGGACCUGAGGUGGAACUUAGUGGCAGUGGAAAAGGCAAAAAGGUCUCUAAAGAUUUAAGUUUAAGUUCUGGAGAAUUGGUGAGUGGAAAGUUAGAAUUAGGGGGUGACUCUGGAUUGAGUGUGUCACCUAAAGGCAAAUCUGCCUCACUAGAUCUGUUUAAGAAAUCAAGGCAUCGGUCCACUUCUCUGAGUGAUGAGGGAGGGCUUGCUGUUAGUCCCCCAUCAGCUCAUUUAGGGGCGGAGGGUGGUGACGUCUCUAUAGAUCUAGGGGGAGGCAAGGUCAAAGGAAAGAAAGGCAAGUUGAAGUUUGGCACCUUUGGAGGUUUUGGUUCAAAGUCAAAAGGCUCUUAUGAAGUGACACUAGGUGAGGAUAGUGAAGCAAGAGCAGAGGGAAGUGCAGGUGUUUCUCUCCCAUCAAAAAAAUCUAGACUGUCUUCAUCCUCUAGCAGUGACAGUGGGUCCAGAGGAGGUUUCAGGUUCCCAAGAGUUGAACUAUCUGUGUCACCAAAAAAAUGAUGAAUUAUUAGGCAAAUUAAACUCUCUCAUGUACAUCCAAAUACCUUCUCCCAUACAUGAUAAAUAUCUGCUAAGAUAUUUAAAAAGUAGGGGGAUGUGCACACUCAUCUCAUAAUUAAAGUAAAUUUCCAAAAUUCAUUAAUCACAGAAGUACAUGAGAAUGUUUAAAAUCCUAACAAAAUGUAAAUAAGAUGAAUUUGUAUUGUAAUAUUAAAUAUUGCUUUUGUACAUAGUCAAAAUUUAUUGAACAUAUACAUCUCACCAAAUUCUCACCGUGUCACAGGGUUUGUCCAAUUGUGUUAUUGCAUUCUAUUAAAGGAAUGUUGUUAAGAGUAGGUGUGGUAUAUUUGUAUCCAGGGGUCUAUUGCACAAAAGAGAUAUAGUUACAAUAGUUAUUUCUAAGAAAAUGUUGUUUAUACACCCAAACACAAAGAGAAAACAUUUACUUUUUUGUGUAUGAAAUGAUUUCAUUUUAUUAUGAAGCUUUGACAUUAUGUAAUCAGUGCAGAAGCAUAUUUACGCAAAACAUAGAGAUGGCCCUUUAUAACAUAUUCUCAACAGUGACCAUGAUGUAAUCACCAUAAUUGCAAAGACAAUCAAUGUUUCUAGAAACUAUCAAAGCUAUUAACUGCUGUCAUUACUUUUCUGUUUAUUUUUAUGAACAACAAACCCAUCUAUUCUGUUCCAUUUGCAAACAAUAUAUAUAAUUUGCUUCCUUUGUUUUUAUUUAUUUUUAUUUUUAUUUUGUUGUGCUUCAUUUACAUUCUUACCUGUUUUAUGGUCCUCUUUUUCUUUCAAUCUCUUUCAAACGCAUAUCUCCUUGUGGUGUUUGGCUAGAUUAAAAAAAUGUCAUAAAUAUGUGUACAAACGUUUUGAAUGGACAGUCAUCAUGAUCUUAUGUCACUCGUUUGCUAACAAAAUCAGUGGUGAUACUAGAGGGAAAAAAGCUGCAUAGUUCUGAUCAGAUUUGAUUGAGAUGGAGAAUGAUUCUUUGGGUAUGUGUGCAUUCUGCAAAAUAAAUAAACAGUUGCGUUACA